GUGACACCUUUCGGAAAGACGACACAUCAAGAUGGAGGGCAACAGAGAUGAAAGUGAAAAAUGUUACAAAUUAGCUCUAAAAUACAUCCAAGCGGGAGACAAUGAUAAAGCAAUUAGGUUUUUAGAGAAAGCAGAAAGACUGUAUCCUUCACAUAAAGCCAAAGAUUUAUUAAACCGUUUAAGUCAACCUAAUGGGACUGCAAGCGGAGAACAAGAUGACGAAUCUGAUGGAAAACCAGGAGAAAAUAAUGCAGACAAUUUAAGAAGUCGUUUUGCCUCACAAUCUAGACAGAAUUCCACAGCAUCAAACAUGUCAAAUGCCUCAGAUAAAUCUGAAAAAGACAGUACUGCUAAUCACACCUCUCCUGGGGAUAAAUCACAUAAAGUUGAAAAGAAUUAUACACAGGAUCAGUUGGUUGCAGUUAGAAAAAUUAAGAAGUGCAAGGAUUACUAUGAAGUGUUAGGUGUAGCACGGGACGCCACAGAAGACGACUUGAAAAAGGCAUAUAAAAAACUUGCUUUGAAGUUCCAUCCAGACAAGAAUAAGGCACCGGGCUCAUCAGAUGCAUUUAAAGCUAUUGGUAAUGCAUUCUCUGUGUUAAGUGAUACAGAAAAAAGGCGUAGAUAUGAUCUCUAUGGUGAGGAGGAAUCAAGGUCGUCUGGCCAUCGACAUAGUCAUGGUGGUUACUAUGAGAAUGAUUAUACACGAGGUGGAUUUGAGAGUGAUAUUUCAGCUGAAGAAUUAUUUAAUAUGUUCUUCGGCGGAGGUUUCCCAUCAGCAUCUAAUGUCUACGUGAACCGAAUGCAUCCACAGCAUAGACGACAGGGUCACAAUAGAGGUUCAGCAGAAGAGGUAAGGAGAACUCGUACUUUUCACCGAGUUCGAAGAACGGACAUUGCAGGUAGCUAUAUGUUACUUAUUCAACUUGCCCCGAUACUAAUGCUAGUCCUGAUGUCCUUCUUGGGAAGUUUCUUCGUAGCAGAUCCUUCAUACAGUUUACACAGUUCAACAAAAUACACUAAUGAAAGAAAAACGGCCAACCUUGGAAUCAAAUAUUUCGUGAAGCAAGAUUUUAACACUUAUUAUAAAGGCAGUAUUAAUAAAGUAGAAAGAGAAGUCGAACACGAAUAUAUACAAAAUAUGAGGGAGCACUGCUAUAGGGAGAGAAGUUUAAAGGAAGCAACCUUAUGGCGAGCCCGAAACUUCAAUGAUGUCAAGCUUUACGAACGAGCCCAGCAAAUGAAAACGCCAAACUGUGAUGCUUUAGAACGGAUUUAUUCUUGAUGGGACAAUUAUGAUGUUCAUUUUGGGACUAAUUUAGUUUGAAACAUGAUUUCUGUUGAGGAGAACCUACGAGAGGCCACCUUUGUGAUUGAGAUAGAACAGAGAGCACGGCUACUGAUUAUUUUGAAUGUUUGACGUGAACUUCGAAUUGGAUGUUAACUGUUUGGGUAUCAGACAUAUCAGAUCUCUGACCCAACCUUUCAUUUUGAUCACAAUUUGGCAAUGGACACUUUGAUAUAACAAUGACAUGUUGUACAUUGUAUUGUGUGAUGCCAGCUCAAUAGACUUGAUCACAAAUUGGUUGAUCCUCACCAAGAAGCUCUGUGUCACAGUAGGGCAUCAUCAUUGGCAAUAGAUAAUCAUUUUUGAAGCACGGAUCUGAGACGGGCACUGUGGGCAGUUUGGCUUGUUUGUACCUUAUCUUUCUAUCAGUCAUUAGCCUUUGUGAGUGUUUUCAUGCAAGAAAAUGCUGGGUUAUUUGUUUGCUAGAAAUUUCAAAAAUCACCAUCACCAUCUGCUGUACAUGAACGAUCUGAAGAAUGUUUAGACUGUGUUCCUAGAUACACUUAGUUCUCCUAAGGUGUUGUUCUUUUAUCAGAGUUUUUAAACGAAUUACAAGCCUAUUUCAUGUACUCUAUGCUUGGAGAGCUUUCUAAUGGUACAGUAUGCUACAGCCUUCUACUCGUAAAUUACAUUAUCCAGUGCCAAAAUGAAAUGAAAUGUAAAAUACUAUUAUUUAUUCUGUCAUUCUGAUAUAUCGAUAUGUACAAAUAUGUUGAUACUGCCAACCAUGAUAGUAGGUAAUAUACUUUGGUCUACAUCAUUAAAUUCCUUGUGGGGAUUAUGCGACAAAAGUAGAGACUUAAUUUAUAUGUAUAGGGAAGUUGUUGGGUCCAGGCAUAAUUAGAGAUUUCAUCUCAUCUGUAUGAUGCCCUUGUUGACCUUGUUUGAUGGCAAGUAAAAAUGUAAAUGGUUAAUAAAGGCAUUUUACUUGUACUUUUACUUGCAUUGUGAUGCGGGUUUCAUGUCAUGUAAUAAAAAUAAAGUCAUUGGUAAAAAAGUGUGAUCAUUUGUCCAGCCAGUGACAGACAAAUACAAUGUAAAAAUUUGAAAAUGUUGUGAAAUUGCACGCUAGUGUCAAUACAUGUAAGUAUUAGACAAAUGUUAGCUUGUUGAAAAUGUGGGAACUUUCAUUGAUGAGACAACAUACAUGCAACGUGCAGAACUGAACAGUUGUCUCUCUGAACUGAUCAUAGUCCGACACAGAGAAAUAUAUUGAAAUUGGAAGCAAGUAGAACAUAAGUCAUGAACAUGUAGUAAUACAAUGUAAUUUGUAAAUAAAAUUAUUCACUUUGCAGUCCUUCCAACAAUCAUGGUUGUUCAAAAUGUAAGGUAUUGUUUUUAAAGUCAAUAUUAUUGGCGAAGGUGUUGCUUGAUCAAAAGUUUAUUUAACAGGUUUUAAAAAACGAAGUGGCUUUUGUAUUGGUAACUAAGGGAGAGGCCCUCGACAUGUACUGUGUUAUAGCUUGUUUCAAAGCUGUGUACAUUACACCAGAACAAAUCUGAUGCGUGUUGAGUGUCUCCUUAAUUGCUCGGAGGGAGUUUUAGUUAGUUGUGUAAGCUUUGUGUCGUACUCAUUUUAGAAUUUUUACCUGAAUUGACAUUAGGAAAUUCAACAUACUGAUAACUCAUAUUCACCCUGGUAUUGCAAGUUACUCUCAUCACGACACACAAUAAAGGAUUGCGGUCAUUUGAAAAGAUCUGGCACAACUGAAAUUGAUGUACUCGGACAGGCAAUAAAGUGAAAGGUUAUCCCUGCAAAUAUGUUCACAAUAUACAUUUUAGAAGGUGCAUGAAUUAUGGUCCUCUAUCAUUCCACUGUGGUGAUAACUUCACUAUCCUCCUCCUCCUUUUUCUUUUUUGUUCGGAAUUUUUUAGAUGAAUGCAGUCAAUUUUCGAUCACAAAGUUGGCUGUACUAGAGCGUUCCACCAGAGAGCUUUGUGGUCAGGGUGGUGUCCUUUGCCCAGUAUUCCUCUAUUCUUCAUGAGGGGCAGGUCUGAAGCAAUGGGUUCAAGUGUCAGAAAGGACCCUGUUUUAAUUUCAUCCUUGCAGAAUAGGCAAGAUGUUUUCAUUAUGAACAAAUCCAUUGUCCUCUCCUCCUUACAUUUAUAUCUUUCCCGAUCUGUAUAUUUUGCCAUAUCAAUGGAAUGUUAGAUAGUUUGGACAUAUUUCGUAGCAAGAAAACAACACUGUAAAUACUUGUACAUGUCCUGUAAUCCCAUCAAUGGCCUCUUAUUGUAUAUUUAUUUGUGAUGUACAUUACAUCUUACCAAAAAAAGUAAAUAAAGCCUUUGCAAUAA
Lineus longissimus is the source of this 3646-nucleotide messenger RNA. Its product is annotated as dnaJ homolog subfamily B member 12-like. Gene Ontology annotation, biological process: cellular response to misfolded protein. Gene Ontology annotation, molecular function: Hsp70 protein binding. Lineage: Eukaryota; Metazoa; Nemertea; Pilidiophora; Heteronemertea; Lineidae. The coding region runs from base 32 to 1285 and encodes 417 amino acids. The transcript is spliced from 9 exons. The record is from RefSeq and is a predicted model, not a curated record. Gene Ontology annotation, cellular component: endoplasmic reticulum membrane.